Closterium sp. Naga37s-1 is the source of this 2502-nucleotide messenger RNA. The record is from the annotation of a GenBank genome assembly. Lineage: Eukaryota; Viridiplantae; Streptophyta; Zygnematophyceae; Desmidiales; Closteriaceae.
AUGCGACUUCCUUUGCCGCCGCCCUUUGCGGGCGAUGCCGCUGACGGCAGGAAGCAAGGAGCGGCCGUAGCAGCCGGUCGUCGCGUAAACGCCGCCGGUUGUAGCGCAGCUCGUAAGCGUACCAUCACGGCUUCUGACUCGCCCCAUUCGCAGCAUUCGCUACAGCCGCUACAGCUGCCGGCAUGGCUACAGGACCUGCUGCAGCAGCAAGAGCGACUACUAGCGAGAAUCCAGGGCGACCCGCUUGGUUCCUAUUCCAUGUCUGCCGCGCCGUCCUCUUCUCCUUCCCCUUCGUCUUCCUCCCCUUCAGACGCCGGUCCUCCCGCCACCACUGCGGGUUCCCUCGCCACCGCAACGCAUCAGCACCUGCCAUUUGCUAAAAUGCUUCGACCGCCGCGCUUCUCCAAUCCCUUCGCCGCUCUCCCUAUCCCCGGAGGCUCGUCGUCCGCCGUCUCCGCUGCUUCCCCCGCCUCCGCUUCCGCCUCCCCCCCCUCUGCCUCUCAAGGGGAAGCCGCGCCGCCGUCCGCCGCAGCGCCAGAACCGGCGCCUUCCGCGGCGGGCUCCAAGGCGCUGAUCCUGCUGCCGCGCCAACGCCUUCUCUUAGUUCCCGCCGCCGACUCGACCCCGGCUACUACCGCUGACGUCAUCACUGUCGUCGAGGCAGGUUCGCUGAAGGACCCUAGAGUGGAGCCUAUUCCAGGUCCGGACUCCGGCUCGGGUCCUUCCGCCGUGAUUCCCGGCCCGAGCGUCGUAACCUGGUCGAAGCUCGCUGGGUGGCGAGUCGAGCUCCCGCCGAAUCUACCGGACCUGACGAAGCUUCGUCCGGACAUCGAGAAGCUUCGCCCGGCGCUGGAGGCGCGUGUGCAGCACACGCUGUCGCACGUGCCGUUUCGGGAGCUUCUGGAGGAGAUCCAGCAAUGGAGCAAGGCGCGCGGGGUGAUCGGCGGGUGGGCGGAGGGGGGCGCGCGCGGAUCGCGGCGGUACCCCAACAAGCAGAAGCUGUCGUCCGUGCAAGACUUUUUCCAAUACGCGGAGGCGGAAGGCCAGCGACUCUUUUCCGAGUUGGACAAGGACGGGGACGGGCAAGUCAAAUUGGAGGACCUGGAGAGGGCGUUGAAACGCCGGAGGCUGCCAGCGGCACACGCACGCCCGCUGCUCCGACGCCUCAGGCGCCACUGGCUGGCCUCGUCGUUCGGGUGGGAGGAGUUCCAGUCGUUCAUGGAGGCCAAAGAACCCGCCAUGCUGAGGGCGUUCACCUCUUUAUGCGUGGGAUCGUCUGGGACGCUUCAGAAGGGACAGGUGUUCGCUUCACUAGAAAAAGCCGGUCUGCCCGCAACAGAGAGCAACGUGCGGGCCAUGAUGCGGUUCCUAGAUGCGGACGAGUCCGGCCACGUGACCUAUGGGGACUUUCGGAACUUUCUGCUGCUGCUGCCGCCCGAACGGCUGCAGGGGAGCGACCCCAGCAUGGUGUGGUACGAUGCGGCCACCAUGGUUCCCAUGGCGCCGCCCGCUGCCACGUCAGCGCCAGCUGGCAGCGUGAUCAAAUCUGCGCUAGCCGGCGGGCUUGCCUCGGGAUUGUCGACCUGCCUCAUGCACCCCUUGGAUACUAUCAAGACGCGGGUACAAGCCUCCUCAGCCUCGCUUUCAGAGGUGGUGCGAUCCGUACCAUCCAUCGGCAUUCAGGGAUUGUACCGGGGGGCACCACCGGCCAUCCUGGGGCAGUUUGCAAGCCACGGGUUGCGCACGGGCGCGUACGAAGCUUCCAAGAUGCUUCUGACCAGCAUGCUGCCGAAUCUCACAGAGUACCAGAUCCAACCAGUGGCCUCUCUCUGCUCCACUGUGUUGGGAACGGCUCUCCGCAUUCCCUGUGAGGUGCUGAAGCAGCAGCUGCAGGCAGGGCUGUACAGCAGCACGGGGGCAGCGCUCAAGGCGACGCUCAAGGAGGGCGGCGUGAAAGGGCUGUUCCGAGGCACCACCGCCACGCUGUGCCGAGAAGUGCCCUUCUACGUGUUUGGCAUGCUCAUCUACCUGCAAGUCAAGCGGGUCACUCGUCAUGUGCUGUCACUCGCCAUGUGCUGCGCCGGGAGCUCGCCCCCUGGGAGACUUCCUGCUCGGCGGCUUCUCGGAUUCGACUGCUGUUUGAGAAUGUCACUUGCUUCCAUUCUUUCCCCAUCGCAGGUCACUCGCCAUGUGCUCCGCAGGGAGCUCGCCCCCUGGGAAACCCUUCUCCUGGGCGGCUUCUCGGGCGGCAUGGCAGCGAUCGCCAUCACGCCAUUCGACGUCAUCAAGACGCGCAUGAUGACGUCGCCGCCCGGGGUGGCAGCGGCCGGCAUGCUGACAGUUGGCGCGAACCUAUUGGCCACGAAGGGGGUGGGGGCACUGUAUAAAGGCUGGCUGCCACGGUUCUUCUGGAUCGCUCCCCUUGGAGCGAUGAACUUUGCUGGGUAUGAGCUAGCGAAGCAGGCGAUAGAUGAUGUGGGGGAGGAGGGGACAGAGGCGUAA